Molecule: messenger RNA, 716 nt
Organism: Betta splendens (Siamese fighting fish)
Lineage: Eukaryota; Metazoa; Chordata; Actinopteri; Anabantiformes; Osphronemidae
Gene: mrpl14
Product: mitochondrial ribosomal protein L14
Exons: 3
Coding region: 70-609 (179 amino acids)
Biological process (GO): translation
Cellular component (GO): ribosome; mitochondrion
Molecular function (GO): structural constituent of ribosome
Source: RefSeq, a predicted model, not a curated record
UGGUUAAAAUCAUUUGAGAGUAGUAGCAUAAUAAACCAUUCCAGAAGGCGGCAGCAAUGCACUCAAUGGAUGUUGGCGGUCACAAAACAGCAACGAAGAAGAAUAAACAAACGAAGAAGACGACGUCACACUGAUGACUUUGUUGAUAUAGUGUUUGUAGCCAUGGCUCUCCACCAGCUUUCAAGAUCCCUAACUGGGCUUCUUAUUGAGGCGUCUUCCUGUCUUCACCAGAGGAGCUUUAGUGUUUCUGCUGUUGCAGCAGCAAUUCAAAAAAUGACAAGGGUGCGUGUUGUGGACAACAGCAGUCUUGGAAAUACACCGUAUCAUCGUCCGCCACGAGUAAUCCAUGUCUACACUAAGAAUGGAGUAGGAAAGGUUGGUGACAAAGUGUUGCUUGCUAUCAAAGGACAGAAGAAGAAAGCAGUAAUUGUUGGACACAAAAUGCCCGGCGAACGCAUGAAUCCACGCUUUGAUUCAAACAAUGUUGUUCUGAUUGAGGACAAUGGGAACCCAACAGGAACAAGGAUCAAGGUCCCUCUACCUAGCCAUCUACGGAGAAUGGAGGGAGAAUACUCUAAAGUGUUAGCUAUCGCUAGUUCGUUUGUUUAAUAACAUGGAAAUUCUGUUGUAGUUUGAUAUAUACAGUCAUAUCCAUUAGAAAAUACAUGAACAUGAAUGUUGUCAAUAAAAUUAAAACAUGUCUUGGGUAAAAAAUA